Molecule: messenger RNA, 1260 nt
Organism: Synchytrium microbalum
Lineage: Eukaryota; Fungi; Chytridiomycota; Chytridiomycetes; Synchytriales; Synchytriaceae
Exons: 7
Coding region: 1-1260 (419 amino acids)
Biological process (GO): protein phosphorylation
Molecular function (GO): ATP binding; protein kinase activity
Source: RefSeq, a predicted model, not a curated record
AUGGCAGAAAAUGAGAGGAGGGACGAUUACGGACUUGAAGCGUCAGCUCUACCAGCGGAACUAAAAGGUGCUUAUGAUACUGGGAUUUAUUUGGGAAGAGGAGGAUAUGCUACAGUUUUCCAGGUGACAAACAAAUCAACCAAAUCAGAAUAUGCAAUGAAAGUCGUACACAAGAACAAGGUCCAAAACAAGAAACGUUUGGAAGUUGAACUAGAGGUGCUUCGACGCGCUCAACAUCCCAGGAUUGUGUGUCUUCAACAGGCAUUUAUAACAGACGAUCACAUAUACCUUAUUAUCGAUCUGUGUGAAGGUGGAUGUCUAUUCGACAGGAUAAUGGAUGUUGAUCUUACUGAACCUGAAUGUUCGAAAAUUACACAUCAGUUGCUUGACGCUUUAGCGUACCUUCAUUCUAUUGGGAUUGUACAUCGUGAUGUCAAGUUGGAAAACGUAUUAAUGACAUCCAAAACAUUAAACACGGAUGUAAAGCUAGCUGAUUUCGGAGUCGUCAGAAUACGGACAGUACUAUCUGAGCCUGUGUCUCUCGACGAAUCGGAAUCAGAAUCAGAGGAAUCAUUAUCACCUAACCGAAGACUAAUUCGUGGGAGGAGACGAGCGCCCAGUAUAGUGUCGUAUGUUGGAUCUGUGUGUUAUAUGGCUCCUGAUAUUUUCCUGGGUGUUUCGUAUGACGAGGCUGUUGAUAUGUGGGCAGUCGGUGUCCUAGUAUUCAUGAUGCUAUCCCUGACAAGCCCGUUCGGCAAUGACGAAGCAGAUCCACGUGUGGAACCAGAUCAGAUUGCAAGGAUUGUUAAAGCUGAUUAUAACUUUGAUGAUUCGAUAUGGGAAACAAAAUCAAUAUGCUCCCAAAACUUCAUCUCAAAACUCUUAAAAUUCAACGCCCUUGACCGCAUGUCUGCCAACGAAGCACUGCAACAUCCUUGGAUUAAGAUACCCUCCAUAUCCAUACCGUUACAACGAGAUUCAGUUACAGACUCUGUGACAUCCAGCAAAUCAUACCGUCCUUCACGCGGCGAACACUCACCACUCCCACCUGCUCGUUCAUCUCUCAUCAUCACAUCACCAACAUUCUUGAACCCGUCAUCGUUAGCCCCAUCACCUGUAAUUUCUCCUUCUGUGUUUGCUGAAUCGCCGUUACUAGAGAGUGCAAUAAGUAAGAGGAAGAGGGCACUGUCUGUUGCACGGCAGACGUCGGUGUUUAGGGCGUUGUCUGUGAGGGAUUCGAGGAGGGAGUCUCAAACGUAA